Penaeus vannamei (Pacific white shrimp) is the source of this 1134-nucleotide messenger RNA. The record is from RefSeq and is a predicted model, not a curated record. Lineage: Eukaryota; Metazoa; Arthropoda; Malacostraca; Decapoda; Penaeidae.
CGACGCAGUUUCAGUCUUAGAGAGCAACCCGGUACCGCCUGUUGCAGCUUCCCUUGACAGAUCCCUCAUCGAUUCAUCACCUCUUUGGCCGGUCAACUCCUGUAAAACGAACCCGUGAACUGAACAUAAAGACAGAGGAAAGCACUCGAGAUAACAGUGGAUAUUGUUCUCAAGAGGAUAUACUUACCAGAUUUGUUGGCGACCGUUUCGUCACCAUAGAAGACGUAUAGAAUCCUCUACGUUCUGUUUUCUGGUGAUCUGUUGCAUCAUACCUGCCCUACAUGUCCGCGCACUUCAUCUCUACCAAAACUUCUGUCAACGCUGCAUAUACAGUCACUCAUAUCCACACCGACUCCCACAUAUAUACCAUAGCCCUUUAACUCUAAACACUUAUAAACACUUCUCAUAUACACCUGUACUUAUGCCCUGAGGGUUUCAGUAGCUCUUACCACCGCACCGCAAUGUUCAUCAUACCAGCGCCCACCACCCAGCCACAGGACGUCCCACCAGCAUCAUGGGCGUCGAGAGAGAUGGGCGGCGAGGAGACACAGAGGGAUGUGGUGGCCGCCCCGAGAACUGUGCUGCGACUCAUGGCAAGUAUAUCAAUGGGGCUGGACGUGGUGGGUGCAGGCAUUCAGAGCUCAGUGUUAGAGAGAGAAGAGCGGAGUUACUACCGCUGUCUCCUCAAAGCCGAAGGCAAAGUCGUGGGCAGCCGAUGGAACACCACGCCCACCUCGGUGCCGCUGCCCACCUGCUAUGCGCACGAUAUCCGAUUCGUGAGGAUCUGCACGUGCACGGGGACUGUGGUGAUGGUCUGCCACAUCGUCGCCGUCGUCCUGUUGUUAAUCGCCCUUGCUAUUGGGCGGCGUCGCCUUAGCUUCCCCUGGGUGGGCUGGAGCCUGCUGGUGGCGCUGCAGGAGGUGGUGCUCAUUGGGGCGUGUUGGUCCCUCCUGUACUCGGCCGAGCUGACUCUCUUCGGCUGCCACGCCCUGAUGUUGGUGACGAAUGUGGUCCUCGCACUGCCCUUCCUGCAGGAAAGCGUCGUGUGGACUCCCGUUUCACCAGCCUGAUAGAACACGCUCCCAAGACACUACGAAAGGAAAAAUAAAGAUAAAUAAAUAAACCUUUUCUCUC